AUGAUUUCUUCCGCAGGUUUGAACUACCGGAAGCUCACUGAUGAGUCGUCUGACCCGUUGUUGAUCCUGCAACCGGUCCUGACCAGUCAGAACGUUCUGUCCAUCUCCAAACUCUCUAACCGGCUGCCCGCACUCGGUGGUGGGGGGGCGACAUUAUCCCCCAGUGCAGUCCACGCAGUGUGGCUGAAGAAGCUGUUUUGGAAAGGAGACCCCCAGCUGCUGAAGAGACCCCCACAGAGUAAUCAGGAAUACCUCCAUGCGUACGACACCUGCAGCAAAUACCUGGACAGGCUGGUCCCUGCAGACGCCGUCCACUUCCUGGACAGCAUCACCUUCUCACCUGAUGCAGCCGAACAUCUGAGCAUCCAGGCGAGGUCGGAGGUGAUAAAGCGAGCCACCAAAGCCCUGCGCCAGCUGGGCGAGAAGAGCAAGAAGAGAGUGGGCGAAGGCGGCGGGGAGCAGGGGGGGUUGGACGCAGCGGGGAUGACUUUUGAUGAGGCUCUAACACACCUGAAGCAAUCCACGGCACACCUGGACACCCUGAGCCAUGCCUUCAUUCUGUCCCUCAAAGACAGCCGGCAGCCUUACAGUCAACUUUAUGAUUUAUCCCGAUCCGAGAGGUCAAAAGUACAUGAGCUGGCAGUCACCAUGGCAACUGAUGGGAAGCCUCUGGAGUUCAUUGGAGAGCUUCUGCGUGUGGCUGUUGGACCCUUAAACCAGUCGGUGAAAACGGUGCUGCGUGACGCUGUGGAGAGAGUGGUGGCCGCACUCAGGUGGGUCAAAGAGAAAGAGGACGCACACACAGACCCAGAGUUCCAGCCCAUGAAAGACGAUGACUGUACUUUUGGGGAAUACAGUGACAAUGAGGACCAUAAACCGUUAAAAGGGAGCCGCACGCCGUCCAAUGGGACAGUUAAGAGAGACGACAGUGACGACAGUUUAGUUGACUACGGGGACGGAGGAGACGGGCAGUUCAACGAGGAUGGCUCGUUUAUCGGCCAGUAUAGUGGGAAGAGUGCCAGCAGGGAGAAUGCUGAGGGCCACGAGAGCUCGGAGGCCCCGUCCCCCAUUAAUGCCAUGAAUUCCUUAAACUCUUUUGUGUAGGCCGCUGUGAGGUGCCGCACUGACUGCUCAAUCCCUGCAUCUCUCUGAGAGGGGUUUCCCAACACCGCAUGGCUUUAUGAUCUCAGUCCCCAGUGCCACACAUGAAAUACACACCACAGCAAAGACUGUUUUUCCUUUGAAAUCUUUGUGGAGACCUGUGGCUCGAUAUACCUUACGCAUUAUUUAGGAAUGAAGUAGCUCAACCAGAUUUUUGAUUUUAACAGUGCAUGAAACAUCUGAUAAGACCUAAAUCCAUAUUUAAAUUAACACUUUGAUAUUAACAAGUGUUGCAUUCUUACCAGGAAUCUCUUAUGGACUAUGCAGUGCUCGUCUGAAUUAUAUUUGUUUUUGUUACUAUAUUAUAUACUAUGUUCAAAUAGUAAUCAGUGUCGACUAUUACUCCAUGUAUUUUUUUUUCCAAUACAAAAGCUUGUACAGGAACCUGUAUUUAAUAAUGUAAAUCCUUCAUGUCAUUCCAUCAGUGCACAAAGUAGAUCAUGUACAGUGUAAAUAUAUAUAAAGUGAACUAUCUUAAUAUUUGGAGCAUUGCACACAGCAUGCUUGGGAUACAUCCUCAUCUGUCACCACCUCACCUGCGAAGGAGGGGGCGCUGAAAUGCUGCAUGGCCUGUCACAUGACCUCAUGACCUUUGCCCUGCAUGUAACCUCUUGUUGAGCUUGAUCUGAAGGCCAGUGGGAAAUGCUGAGAGGGGGUGACAGCGUGCCUCAGUUCCUGCAACGCUCCUUCAGGAGGUAGUGCCUUUUUUUUUCAAAACAACCAUUCAAUCCUGAAGUCUCUGUCAAGAGUUCAGUCACUGGAACAGAGACAGUGGUAGGACUGCAGAAGUCACAUCCAAGGAAGGAUAAGAUAAGCUUAAGAGGACUGUGUGGAGGGAGGAAAAAUCCAUACACUGUUGUCGUUUUUUUUUUUUUUUAAAGACAUCCCAAUGCCUUGAGACACAGGAAUGGCUUUGAUUCCUCCAAGAAGUUAAGCACACUCAUAUAAGAUCAGACUAAAAUCAUAAUUAAAACCGUACCAGGUGCAUUUUCAAAGUGUGCAGUCAUUAUGUACAGAACCUGAUUGUAUUUCUGCUGUGUGUGUGUGUGUGUGUGUGUGUGUGUGUGGGAAUACAUCAAUCAAUUCCUAUUAGGCAACAAUUGUUCACUUGUACUAACUACACUUGAGGGCCUUUGGAACAGAUCAAGGUUUUUUCUUCUCUUAACUUGCAUCAAGUUUUUUCUUUUUUAAGUGUAGAAUAUUUGUUUAUUUUGUAAAUACUUUAAUUGAUUGUACAGGGACAAGCAGCUUAUAAGGCAGCCUAAGAGGCAAUAUUGUGCAUGAUAUGGUUUAACUUGUUGAUAGGAUUGUAUUAAAUAUAGAGUACUUGUAGAGAAUAUAUAUAUAUAUAUUCUUUUUUUUCUUUUCUUGCUGUGCACAGUGUACAUUGUAUUGUAACUAACUGGACAGAAAAUUGCAUAUACAUUUGAAUUUUUUGAUUGUUUUCGGUUUUGCUUGUCAGCGACUUAUAUGACUUUGGUAUUGUACAACAUGUAGGAUAUAGACAAUAUUAAUUGAAUUUUCUGAUUUGUAUUGGUUUUACGCAGUCCCAGGAAACUGCCAAAACGAUGCUCUUUUCUGACAGUAUUGCAAAUGGUUUUGUAUUUAAGAAACAGAUUUGUACUAACAGAUACUUUCUUUGUCUCUAUUUAAGUUUCUCCUUUUAGUGCAAGUAUGAAAUUCAAGCUACUGGAAAUAUAAAUAAUGAAUAAAAAAAAUAUAUCUGCUUUA
Notothenia coriiceps (black rockcod) is the source of this 2892-nucleotide messenger RNA. Its product is annotated as neuroblastoma-amplified sequence-like. Gene Ontology annotation, biological process: retrograde vesicle-mediated transport, Golgi to endoplasmic reticulum. Gene Ontology annotation, cellular component: Dsl1/NZR complex. The record is from RefSeq and is a predicted model, not a curated record. Gene Ontology annotation, molecular function: SNARE binding. NCBI's taxonomy places the organism in Eukaryota, Metazoa, Chordata, Actinopteri, Perciformes, Nototheniidae. The transcript has 6 exons. The coding region runs from base 1 to 1104 and encodes 367 amino acids.